Messenger RNA from Dentiscutata heterogama, 368 nucleotides. The record is from the annotation of a GenBank genome assembly. NCBI's taxonomy places the organism in Eukaryota, Fungi, Glomeromycota, Glomeromycetes, Diversisporales, Gigasporaceae.
CAUUGUAUGAAGAUUUUAUUAUAUCCGAAAACAAUGAUCAUUCUGAGUCCUCACAAUCAAAAUUUGGAGUAAAUAUGGCUGCAAUGUUAUUAGAUAGCGGCUCCAGAGAAUCUAGUAUUUUAGCAUUAUAUGAAGGUUUUAUUGUAUCUGAGACUAACGAUCAUUUUGAGACCUCACAAUCAAAAUUUAGAGUAAGUAUAGCUGCAAUGUUAUUAGAUAAUGACUCCAGAAGCUCUAGCAUUUCAUCAUCAUAUGAAAAUUCUAUCAUAUUUGACGAUUGUUCUAAGACUACACAAUCAAAAUUUGGAGUAAGUAUGGCUGCAAUGUCUAUUAUAUUCGAGAAUAAUGAUCAUCCUGAAACUAUAUAA